AUGUCUAGCACAUUCCAACACCACGCAAUGGAUUUCAACAGCCCCAUCCCGCUGGACUUCAUCCGCGGCAAAACAAUUCUGCUUACUGGUGGCGCGUCCGGAUUUGGCGCCGCAUUUUUCUCCCGCUGGGCUGCUGAAGGUGCAACAGUGAUAAUAGGUGACAUCAAUACGGUAGCGGGAGCCGAACUCGUCGCACGUGUUCGGGAAGAGACUCAGAACCCAAACCUCCAUUUCCUACCCCUGGACGUAACCUCCUGGCAGUCUCAAGUCGACUUCUUCCGCGAAGCUGUGAAGCUCAGCCCGCAUGGCGGGAUCGAUACUGUUGUGGCCAAUGCGGGCAUAAACAAUGCGAAAGAGUCCAAAUAUUUCGAAGAGCCCCCAAGAGACUACCAAAAUGAACCCAACCCACCCGCACCGCGAUUCUCCACCAUUGAUGUAAAUCUUACCGGAACCCUAUAUACGACGCACCUAGCUCUAUUCUACUUGCCCCGCAACCCAGGAUCGAUGCCAUGCUCACCGGCUUCUUCUGAAUCUUCUACUCAGCCGCCAGAAACCAGGGAAAGAGACAGACACAUACUCCUCUUAGGCUCCGUAGCAAGUAUCUUACCUCUACCUUCCCAGACUUCUUACUGCGUCUCUAAACAUGGUGUUAUGGGUCUUUUCCGUUCUCUGCGCGCCACAACCCCGCUUCGAGACGGGGUUCGGGUGAAUAUUCUCUGCCCGUACUUUACUGAGACUCCAAUCCUCAGCGUCAGCGGCAAGGUCAUUUUAUCCGGCGCCGCACUGACAGAUAUUAAUCACGUCUGUGAUGCGGCGACGCGCUUUGUGGCGGAUCCUGGGUGCGUGGGUCGCAGUGUGGUGAUUGCACCGAAGCUCAGAGUUCGGUCUCCCCUGUCCGGACCUGGUCCUGACGGCGAAUUGGAAGCGGGAGAGGAACGGAUCCCAGGGAUGGGUGGGUUGAAGGGUAUUCCUGAUAUGCAGGACGUAUACGACCUUGCAACGAAUCCUGCAAAUAGUGGGCUGAGGGCCGAAUCGAAAGCUGGUGGAGAUGGGAGGGAGGUGAGGGAUAUCGCUAUUUGGGAAUUUUACGCGCAUGAUUUGGAUGACUCGGAACUAUUCACCCGAAGGAUUAUUGGGAUUAUACUGAUCACGGCUAAGAUAAGAGGCUGGUGGUUGUUUAUAACGGAUCUAUGGAACGGAGUUACCAUGGGUUUGAAAAAAGCAUUAGGUGGUGGUGAGAAGAGAAAGAAAAAUGAUUAG
Histoplasma capsulatum G186AR is the source of this 1260-nucleotide messenger RNA. RefSeq lists its product as uncharacterized. The transcript has a single exon. Bases 1 to 1260 code for a protein of 419 amino acids. The record is from RefSeq and is a predicted model, not a curated record. Lineage: Eukaryota; Fungi; Ascomycota; Eurotiomycetes; Onygenales; Ajellomycetaceae. Gene Ontology annotation, cellular component: cytoplasm. Gene Ontology annotation, molecular function: oxidoreductase activity, acting on the CH-OH group of donors, NAD or NADP as acceptor.